AGGCUCUCUCACCCACUGUUUGUAAAGAGCAUCUUUUUAUUCAUACUCAUACUGAAUUUGCUCUCUCUCUCUAUAUAUAUAUAGUAGUAACAGUAAGGAGGAACGAAUAGACCUUGGUGAUCAUCUCAUCACGUAGACAAGUACUCCUUCUCUUCUUUCAUCUUUUUAUUUCAAUAGACUCCGUGUUAGUCACGUUAAAUUUCGUAUCUGAACUUUUUCUGCUAUAAAAGAAUCUCGUCUCUUCUUACCGUUUAUUUAUUUCUUAUUUUUUGGAUACAUACACGUUUCCAACAUCUCUCCUCCCCCCUUUUUCUUUUCUUACCUAAGUUUUGCCUAAUGAGUUCUUCUCUCAUUCGCAGUAUUGCCAUCAUUGGUGCUGGCCCUUCUGGUCUAGUUACUGCAAAAUCUCUUUUAGCCGAAAAGGCAUUCGAGCGCAUCGUUCUGUUUGAACGUCGUGGUUCCGCCGGUGGUGUUUGGAAUUAUACCUCUUCAUUACCAUCAAAGAUCCCAACACCUUCCACGAAGCCAAAUCUAAGUAGCAAUCCAAUUCUACAACCUUCCGCCUUGCCCGUUUAUCCUUCUCCCUUAUACCGUGAUUUACAAACCAACACCCCUAUUGAGCUCAUGGGCUACAGCACUCAUCAAUUCCCCAAAGAAACCCUUCAGUUCCCUCACCGUACUUCAGUGCAGGAGUAUCAGCGCACCUUUGCAGAACCUCUUUUACCUUUCAUCAAACGCGCUACUGAAGUCAUCGAUGUAGAAAAGAAAAAUAAUAAAUGGCAUGUCACUUACCGCAACACCAAGGAAGGUAGUCCUUCUAACGAAGAAUCUUUUGACGCCGUCGCCAUUUGCAAUGGUCAUUAUGAAAUCCCUUUUAUUCCAAAUGUUCCUGGUCUUCAACAAUAUGCUGAACGGGUUCCUGGGUCUGUCCUUCAUGCCUCGCAAUUUCGUGAGCCUGAACUUUUUACCAACGAGCGCGUCCUUAUUGUAGGUGGUGCUUCUUCAGCCAAUGACUUGGUCCGUCAUUUACAACCACUCGCGAAGAACCCCAUCUAUCAGAGUCUUUUGAACGUCGAGGAAAGCGUUGAUGAUAAGCUCAUCAAGGUCCCUCAAAUCAUGAAAUUUGAUCCCGAGACAAGAGAAAUCUUUUUGAAGGAUGGUAAGAUCUUAAAAGAAAUUGAUCGCGUCAUCUAUUGCACUGGUUAUUUGUACAACAUUCCUUUCCCCUCUCUCAACAAAUUAAACGAUAACCCUGAAACAAAAUUGGUUACCGAUGGCACUCAUGUUCACAACGUUUACCAACAUAUCUUUUAUAUCCCUGAUCCAAACCUUGCAUUCGUUGGUUUGGCUCUUCAUGUUGUACCUUUUCCAACAAGCCAAGCGCAAGCUGCCUACCUGGCCAGAGUUUGGUCUGGUCGCCUUUCUCUUCCACAUCCACAAGAGCAACGAGAAUGGCAAGAUCAGCUAGUAAAUUCCUUGGACGGAUCCAUGAGCUUAUACCAUUCAAUGAACUUUCCUAAAGAUGCCGAGUACAUCAACUAUAUUCAUGACUUAACGCUGCAAGCUCAUCCGAACCCCGAAGAGGGAUUUCCUUCACCAUACUGGGGCCCUGAAGAGAUCAAAAUCAGAGAAGACAUGUGGAAUAUCCGUGCUAAAUUUUUUGGGCUUGAACAAAAAAAAUAAUACUACAAAAGUUUUGCCUGAAUUUUGUUAACCAUUUUAGAAGUACAAACUCAAUACAUAGAGAAUCAGUCGUAUUGCUUGGUUUUUCAUACACGUUUUUUUUUUUUUUUUAUUGUUUAGUUGGCAGUUAAAAUUUGGGAAUUUGUUCUUUUCAAAGUAUAAAUUACUUUGCAAAUGUCAUUACUAUAUUUGUUAAGGAUCGUAAACAAUAUAUGUGACAAUUAAAUGUUCGUAAAUAA
Schizosaccharomyces octosporus yFS286 is the source of this 1922-nucleotide messenger RNA. Its product is annotated as flavin dependent monooxygenase. Bases 337 to 1683 code for a protein of 448 amino acids. The record is from RefSeq and is a predicted model, not a curated record. Lineage: Eukaryota; Fungi; Ascomycota; Schizosaccharomycetes; Schizosaccharomycetales; Schizosaccharomycetaceae. The transcript has 2 exons. Gene Ontology annotation, molecular function: N,N-dimethylaniline monooxygenase activity; flavin adenine dinucleotide binding; NADP binding.